This is a messenger RNA of Sciurus carolinensis (gray squirrel), 6464 nucleotides long. It is a transcript of the gene Homer2, whose product is annotated as homer scaffold protein 2. The record is from RefSeq and is a predicted model, not a curated record. Lineage: Eukaryota; Metazoa; Chordata; Mammalia; Rodentia; Sciuridae. Gene Ontology annotation, molecular function: G protein-coupled glutamate receptor binding. The coding region runs from base 383 to 1255 and encodes 290 amino acids. Gene Ontology annotation, biological process: regulation of store-operated calcium entry; G protein-coupled glutamate receptor signaling pathway. The transcript has 9 exons. Gene Ontology annotation, cellular component: plasma membrane; postsynaptic density; cytoplasm.
CCCCCCGCGCCUGGCGGCGGCGGCGGCAGCAGCGACAGCGGCAGCAGUGGCCGCGCAGCCCGCGGCAUGGAGCGGCGCCUGGGCUAAGCCGGGCGCGCACGGGCCGCCGCAUGUGCCGCGCGGGGGGCUGCAAGCGGGCGGAGAGCGAGAGCGAGGGCCCCGUCGGAGCGACCGCCGGAGCAGCGCCGGAGAUGGGAGAGCAGCCCAUCUUCACCACCCGUGCGCAUGUCUUCCAGAUUGACCCCAGCACCAAGAAGAACUGGGUGCCUGCAAGUAAGCAGGCUGUCACUGUUCCUACUUCUACGAUGUCACAAGGAACAGCUAUCGGAUCAUCAGCGUAGAUGGAGCCAAGGUGAUCAUAAACAGCACAAUCACACCGAAUAUGACUUUCACCAAAACGUCACAGAAGUUUGGGCAGUGGGCAGACAGCAGAGCCAACACGGUGUUUGGUUUGGGGUUUUCUUCUGAGCAGCAGCUGACAAAGUUUGCAGAGAAGUUCCAGGAGGUAAAAGAAGCUGCCAAAUUAGCCAAAGACAAGUCCCAGGAGAAACUCGAGACCUCCAGUAAUCAUUCCCAAGAAUCUGGGUGUGAAACCCCAUCUUCUACUCAGGCAUCCAGCGUCAAUGGGACAGAUGAUGAAAAGGCUUCUCACGUGGGUCCAGCUGACACUCAUCUCAAGUCUGAGAAUGAUAAGCUGAAGAUUGCUUUGACACAGAGUGCUGCCAAUGUGAAGAAAUGGGAGAUCGAGCUGCAGACCCUGCGGGAAAGCAAUGCCCGGCUGACCACAGCACUGCAGGAGUCAGCAGCCAGUGUGGAGCAGUGGAAGAAGCAGUUCUCCAUCUGCCGAGAUGAGAACGACAGGCUCCGUAACAAGAUUGAUGAGUUAGAAGAACAAUGCAGUGAGAUAAACAGGGAGAAGGAGAAGAAUACCCAGCUGAAGAGGAGAAUUGAGGAGCUGGAGUCAGAACUCCGAGAAAAGGAGACGGAAUUGAAGGAUCUCCGAAAACAAAGUGAAAUCAUACCUCAGCUCAUGUCAGAGUGUGAAUAUGUCUCUGAGAAAUUAGAGGCGGCCGAGAGAGACAAUCAAAACCUGGAAGACAAAGUACAGUCUUUAAAGACUGACAUUGAGGAAAGUAAAUACCGACAGCGUCACCUGAAGGUAGAAUUGAAGAGUUUCCUGGAGGUUCUAGACGGGAAGAUUGAUGACCUCCAUGACUUCCGCCGAGGCCUCUCCAAGUUGGGUACAGACAACUAGGGCCCAGCACAGGCCUGUGCCCUCGAUCAUGAGUCCCACAAGUGUGUGUGAUGAAAUAGGACUAGGAUGUUCUCCUGUUUGCAUUGCUUCUGUAAAUGCAGGCGCAGUUUGUCUGUUUCCAAACCAGUUGUGCCGUCCACUCACUCCUCUCCAGAAUAGAAAUCUCUCACUCCUCUGGCCUCAUGAGGUUGUGGACAACUGGAAGAUUCUGACUCAGGAAUCCAGAACUAGGUCUACCUAAAACGUUUACGCAGUCAGGGCAGGGAUGUUUAUAUCUUUCUUAAGGGCUGUUGCAACCAUACGAACCGAAAAACAAGGUAAUUUUCUAAUUCAAGUAUCAGUGUCCCCUUUACAACAGGCCUUUUUGCUCCUUUUAUUCGAUAACAUUCAAAGUACAUGAUUGUCCACCAGGCUUCAGACCAUGGGGCAAGGAGGGAGUAACUUCUCUCAGAGUAAACACUGAGAUGUUUUAAAGCAACCAUUUAGUGUGAUGACUUAUCUGGAGAAAGAAAGCAAGUUUCUGGGUAAAUUUUCUGGUAUGGAAAUCGCUUGUAUCCACUAUACCCCAUCCUCUCAGUUUGUACGGUUGCGACAAUAUUCCCUUUUUUUGUUUUAAUUUCUGAGCAGUUGCUUGUGCUGUGGGAACAGCACAUGGUGAGGGCGCCAAGCACACAGUGCCUGGCACAAAGUAGGUGCUUAAUAAAUAUUUGCUCAAUUAAACAUUUAAACAGAAUUUAGUGUUUUAAUCAAAUCCCACAGUAGAGUUCAGAGCCCUGUUGAAUGAUACACCAUCUUUUUUGUGCUGGGUAGUUAUCAGGAAUGAAUCUUACUAACUGUGAUCGAACUUGAGGCUCAGGUGGCCCUGGGGCAGGAAGACCAAGGGUAAGUUACCAGCAGAAGCAUCAGGGGCUGAUGUGAGGUCUCCUGAGAGCACAGCCAUGGUGCUUUGCCCCUGGCACCACCACCUACUCCAGGCAUGAUGUCCUGGAGCCUGAGGAUUCCAGAACACUGGCUGCCAUGGUAUAGGGGCUACCCAGGGGUUCAGAGUAGGGUGGGAUCCUAUGCUAGGUUUGGACAAUUGAGAAAGAAAUUGUCCAGUCCCAUGAGGGUGACAGAGUUUGCUCAGCUGGCAACCUUGACCUUAGCAACAGAGAAGCUCUGCCCCGAUUUGCCUCUUGCCUCAGUUCCUGCUAAGAAGGGCCUGGAGCCAUAAACCUUUCCUCUGAUACAGAGCUUCUCAGUGGGGCCAGUGGCUACUUUAGUGCCAUCGGCAUCCUUCAUUGGGAAAGACUGCCUGUGUGUGGCAAGAUAAGUCCCUAGCCCUAUACAUUUCUAAAUGCCUUGAGCAUAAGAGACUCUGGUGUUUCCUUACCUCUCUGAGAACCACUUAAGGGAAUUUGUUCCUCUAGAAACUUUUUCUCACAGGGAAAUUCUUCUUGCUAAAUUUGAAUUAAUGAGAAAACAGCCUGAGAAGUGGGUGGGGUCCAUAUGGACAUGACCCAACCCCAAGGUGAGUUGAGUCUGCUGCUCCCCUUCCCCUGGCUGAAGUGUCUGAGCAGGGAAUUUUUGCCUGGGAUAGGAAAGGAAGGAAGUCUGGUGAUUUGGAGCACCAAGGUACAUUAGGGGAGACCCCACAGGCUAAGUGAGGGCCUUGAAUACACAGGGCUCUUAGGUCAGCCCUGCUAUGAUUCAGGCAAAGGAGCUCCUGGCCCUGUCCUCUCCCCAGAGCUCCCAUGGCUCUCAAGACAGUUGGUUAGCAGCUCCCUACUGGCUGUGCCCGGAGACCAGAAAGCUGGGCUGGCCAUAGUAUGGUCCUGGGGCCCAGCAGUGGGAUAAAACAGAUUCUUAGACCAGCCUGGUCCACCCACCAGCAGCCUGGGCAAGUGGCUGCCCAAGAGCAGUGGACACUGGAAUCCCAUACACCCUUGACUCAAAUCUUCAAAUGACCACCACCUGUGUCCACAGGCAACUUAUUAAUCUAGAAGGAAUGCUCUUGCUGACUAGAGCAUGCACAAAUGACAUAGUCAUCAGAGGAUAAUUACCAAAGCCACUUGUUCAUUCCCAAAGCAGUGACUUGAGAAAAUGUUGGAAGCCUUCACACAGUGGGUUGAGGCACAUGAUACCCAUUUAUCAAACCAUUGAAGAGUUUGGCCAGUAUCUUGUAGCUAAUAGGUGAGGAGCCUCGAUUCCUUGUACUUUUGGGGCUUGUCUAGCCCUAGAACUGCUGCAGCCCAAGAGCUAAGAACAGUAAGGGCUCCUUUAAAGGGAGAGUCGGUUCUGCAGUGAAAGCACAAAACUUGAUUAAGCACUUUUAUCCCUUCAACUUUCCUUUAAAGCCCAUAUAUUUAUUUACUUUGUUUCUUCUUCCCUUUUUUUUUUUUUUGGUGUGUGUGGUUCUGGGGAUUAAACCCAGGGGUGCUCUACCACUGAGCUACAUCCCAGCCCUUUUUCUUAUUUUGAGAUAGGGUCAGCUAAGUUGCCAUGUCUGGCCUCAAACUUGUGAUCCUCCUGCCUCAGCCUCCCAAGUUACUGGAAUCACUGGCAUGUGGACCACACAAGGCUUCAUUUACUUUUCUUUAAAAAAAGGAAGGCCCAGGAACAAGCUUGACUGUGAGUCAAGGGAUUGAUCUUGUUGGGCAACCUUUGGCACUGCGAACAGUGGACUCAGUACAAUGAAAAUAAUCUGACUUUGUCCCUACUUUCAGUUGAGCUGGUGUAACAUGCCCUCAUUAUGAUGUCCUUCCCAGUCACUAGGCUGUUGUCAUGACUGUAAGCCAUGUACGCUUUUCCCUCACAGCUAUUGCAGCCACAUUGUAUUGCCUGGAAGAUGUAGAACCACAACUGUAUGAUCAGUUUCCACCUGAGGUGUCCUGGUUUUGACAUCUCCAAGACUGGCUUUCUGUACCUUGAUUAGCUUUCUUUCUUCAUUCAUGAAACCUGGGCCUAAAAAGGUGCCAAGUAAAACUUUAACCAUGUUGAUCCUUAAAUUUAACUUUGCUCUCCAGUCAAGAUCCAGCUGGAAGCAUUUCCUAGAUGGGGUGGGAAAGAGAGAGGAUGUCUUCCUGGUGCCCAGGGAUUGUAAACUCACUAGAGUGGCAAGUUGAGAGAGCACCACCAGGCCUCAAGGGAAAGAGAACCUGAGUUCACUCAAGACUCUAUCUCUGUACUCCUUCAAUUUAUCAUCCCUGUAUGCCAUCACUUUAGAUCUCAAACAGAUAAGAGAAUGGGACAGAGAUUGUUGCCUGCAUUUUGCAGAUAUCAAGUAGGGACAGUGACAUGCCAGGUUUACUCAGGUGUGAUUGGCAACAUGGUCUCUGUAUCCAGGUCUCCUGGACCUUGGUCUACUAUUUUUCUAUGAGCCAUGUCACUACUGUCCCUUUGGUGACCCUUGGGUGCCAAGAGGGGAAAACUUGUAUUCUCAUAAGAGCACAUUGCUAUUAUAUUAUCUUAAUGCAUGUCCACAGCAAAAGACAAUUUACAAGGAAUCAAAAUUACAUUUAUGUUCACUACAGAUAAUAAGUUUCAUUUUUGAAUGAUUCUGGCUUUUUAGGGAUCCUUCCAAGAGAGUAUCAGUUACAAUCAUGUCCAUUCCCUAAGAGGCCAUUAACAUAGAAUUAUCUUGAGUUCUUUAUGGAUGGCUUUCAUUGAAGCAGGGUAGUCCAUUGAAAACAGGUGGAAGGCCCUGAGAUUGCAGAGACCUAAAUAGUAUUCUGUUAUGGGGUCACCUGUCCAGGAGAUGAGCCAGUGCUGGGGAGGAAGCAGACUUGCUCAGUGCUUAGAGCCAGUCACAUGGAGCCUGACCAAUACCCAGGAAGACUGUCCUCAGGGGGCAGCUGAUCUCCACCCUGCAGGCUCCAUGAGCACAGUCUUCAUGAAGGUGGUUGGCAGGAGCCUGACUUGUAUGUUCCAUGCUCGAUAAGAUACAUCAAAUAAAUACAGUAAAUGUGCUGCCCAGAAGAAUCAUGGUCUGUCACUUUAAAAGAGUUCUUUUCUGUAGACAAGUCCCCGUUUCUGUAGAGCCAGGAGCAGUUUUGGACAAGAGCCAAACACAGGGCAUGGCAGGGACCUUAUCGUGGGACCUUACAUGUGACCAGGUGUCUUCUUGGAAAAAAGGCAGCCACAAUGUGACUUUGGAGCACUUGGAGGCUGCCCUUUAAAAAGGAACCAGUUUUACUCUGUUAAUAAAUGAAAGUGAGUUGUUUGUCCAUUCAUCCUUCUAGAAGUUAAAAUUCUUCUAUUCACUGGAAACAUCACAGGAUUUUGAAGCUUUUGCAAUACAAACUAGAAACUUGCAAAUUGGUGUCCACCUAUAUUUUAAAGUAUAUGCAUGGUUUAAACAGACCCUAAUUUCUGAGUACACAGCUUUGCCAAAGAAAAAUAGCAUAUGCUUUGGGAAUAGUUGGGGUGAUGGCAUAGAGAGGAAUUCUUUAGAGAAAUAUGUUAUUUACAUAUCUUUUCCAUACACCUAUCCCAAGAGUACAGUUCCUCUUUAAAUUGGCCUGGCAAGAAAAUGGUAAGAAUUUUGAACGGGAUGAAAUGUAGUGAACUUAGGACUCUGUGUGUGUGUGUGUGUGUGUGUGUGUGUGUGUGUGUGUGUAUUGGGGGAGGAAGCAGCAAAGGGAAGUAGGAAAAAUAAUAAGGGAAGAGUUUUCAAUAAAAAAUAUGUAUACUUAAGAGGAGUCUUUAUUGGAAUAUUCCUAGUGGUGGUGUUGUAUGUUCUGGAAUCUAUUUACGAGGAGUCCAUGGGUCUUUGUUUCGUUUUGAGCAAUUGUAUGGUGCCCUACUCUCUUUGAUGGUGCAGAGCUUGCUGCAGAGUGGUAUCCUAGGCCACAGGGACCCCAGACACAUCUGGCAGGAGCCCAGAGCAACCACGAUGGAGUCCAAACUCUUGUACAUUUCGGCAGGUGAUUGGCAGGACUAAUGAUAUGCAGCUGUGGGGGAUAUGUUUCUGUGUUUACCCUCUUGUACCCUAGUAGAAAGCCCUGACUUUAGACCAGUUGUUGUAGCAGUGUCCCAUGAUGUGAAAGAAAAAAAGACAUUUCUUACAUCAAAUAUAAGAGUGUAAUGAUAAGAAUAGGGUAGAUAAGUGGACCCUCCCAAGAGUACCUUUCUUUUUUCCUUUUUAAAUGAUUUUUAGGUACAUAGGUAAAGUAUACUUAAAAAAAAAAAACAAACUUAAGAUAAGUGAAAAGAAAAAAACACCUUUAUU